This is a messenger RNA of Alnus glutinosa, 1911 nucleotides long. RefSeq lists its product as uncharacterized. The record is from RefSeq and is a predicted model, not a curated record. The transcript is spliced from 8 exons. Lineage: Eukaryota; Viridiplantae; Streptophyta; Magnoliopsida; Fagales; Betulaceae. Bases 74 to 1171 code for a protein of 365 amino acids.
AAACCCGAAAGGUCUCGUCUUGAAUCACCGUACCACCUCUCUCUGUCGUGCCUUUUAAGAUUCGUUGGAUUCCAUGAAGAAGAAUAGUACGCACAGCAACGGAGAAAUAUGUUUCUCAGAUGAGAAGGAACAACAAAGUCAACUAGGAGUGAAUGAAAAUGGACAUGGGUCCGACGGCGUCGUAUUGGGUUUGGAUGGUGGAACCACCUCCACAGUCUGCGUCUGCAUGCCGUUGCUUCCCUUUUCCGACCACAACCUCCCAAACCCUCUUCCCAUUCUCGCACGCGCCGUCGCUGGUUGCUCCAACCACAACAGCGUCGGAGAGAGUGCUUCCAAGGAUACAUUGGAACAGGUUAUGGCCGAAGCCCUCUGUAAAUCAGGUUCAACUUGGUCUUCUGUUCGUGCUGCUUGUUUAGGUGUUUCUGGUGUUAACCAUCCAAAGGAUCAGGAAAGGAUAUUAAAUUGGCUAAGGGACAUAUUCCCUAGUCAUGUAAAGCUAUAUGUUCACAAUGAUGCCCUAGCAGCUCUGGCAAGCGGGACACUGGGAAAGCUUCAUGGAUGCGUUUUAAUUGCUGGUACAGGAUGCAUUUGUUAUGGUUUUUCUAACGAUGGUAGAGAAGCUCGGGCUGCAGGUGCAGGACCUGUCUUAGGUGAUUGGGGAAGUGGCUAUGGGAUUGCUGCACAGGCAUUAACAGCGGUAGUGAGGGCUCAUGAUGGUCGUGGUCCACAGACAAUGCUUACACACAGUAUUUUGAAGGUUCUCGACCUUUCUUCUCCUAAUGAACUGAUAGGGUGGACUUAUGCGGAUCCAUCUUGGGCACGUAUUGCAGCACUUGUUCCGGAAGUAGUGUCUUGUGCAGAAGCAGGUGAUCAAAUCGCAAAUAAGAUACUAGUUGAUGCAGUCCAGGAAUUGGCUAUAAGCGUGAAAGCUGUUGUUCAAAGACUUUGCUUGUGUGGCGAAGAUGGAAAUGGCUCUUUCCCUAUUGUGAUGGUUGGUGGUGUCCUUGAAGCUAAUAAGAAUUGGGAUAUAGGAAAAGAAGUUAUGAAUUGUAUCUACAAACACUACCCUGGGGCUUAUCCAAUUAGACCAAUGGUAGAGCCUGCUGUUGGGGCAGCUUUGCUGGCCUGCAAUUUCUUGAUGAAAGAAUCAGAAGGGCACUAUAACAGCUGACCAGGGUUCUGCAGCAAGUGUUCCACUGUUCAUUUCAAAAUACAAUAUCUGAUGGUGCCUCUCCACACCUGAUUACCAUCUUAGAAGUGUUGGAGGAAGAUGAAGUUCAUGUGGCUUUUAUGCGUUGGUUUAAUAAAUUAUGUUGUAGUUUUGUGACUUCUGUUCUUCAUUUUUUGAGUUUCGAGUUAAAAGCUGAUUCAAACAUUCUCAAAUGGUCAAGCAUGGGGGAUAAAUAUAAGGUUCCUCUAAGAUCUAGCCAAGUGAAGUGAUCACCACUUUAUCAUCAAUAUGAUGUUACCAACUCUAUUAACAUGGUGAAAAGCUCUAUCCAGAUAUGAUAAGGCUGCCUAAAUUGUUACUCCAUGUAUGAUUUGCCAUCUUGUUGAGGAGGAUGGGGAGCUUACUAUUUAGAUGUAAAUUGACUGCAAUGACACUUUGUUUACAAGAUUGUUUGUAAAAAUGAUGUGGCUAUGGUGUUACCUUAUAUUGUGGUGAUGGAAUGCACUAAUUGCUGAAAUUUGGUAUUUAAAAGAUUUAUAGUGGAAAUGACAAUCUAGUGCUGGUUAAGAUCCUCAUUUGAGAAGCUACAAAAUGCUUAGAAGAGUGGUAAUGAUGCCGAAGUGAAGGACACUCAAGCUACAUCGGCUAGCAUCAAGAUCCUCUCCAAUUGAUUUUUAACUGUGAAAUUACAAAAAUGUCCCUAUGUAUAAAGGACCGACUCCUCUCCAGUUGAGAGCAAC